Messenger RNA from Haliotis rufescens (red abalone), 3947 nucleotides. RefSeq names its product ATP-binding cassette sub-family G member 1-like. Gene Ontology annotation, molecular function: ABC-type transporter activity; ATP binding; ATP hydrolysis activity. The coding region runs from base 93 to 2306 and encodes 737 amino acids. Gene Ontology annotation, cellular component: plasma membrane. The record is from RefSeq and is a predicted model, not a curated record. The transcript has 14 exons. NCBI's taxonomy places the organism in Eukaryota, Metazoa, Mollusca, Gastropoda, Lepetellida, Haliotidae.
UUGACCCUGGUCAUGUGACUUCGUGUGUGCUCGUCUACUGAAAUCCUACCUACGGACAGGUCGUUCUUGCCUGUGUGCGGCUCUACAAAGACAUGACACGGUAUCUUCAGCAGGCGAUUUCCUCAAAUUUACCAUUUUUCUCUGACGGCAAUGACAAGAAAGUGAAGAAAAUGGCCGAGCUACUAUCAGUGCAAGUGCACAUCCCUCAGCAUCUGGGGAACUACUUGCAACCGGAAGUCAAGAAGUCUCCGUCUUUUCUCGAAAAUGGGAUGGCUGGGAAGACAAAUCUCCGGGAUUCCCGGAGCCAGUUCUCCAACUUCCAGAGACGACGACCAAUUGACAUUGAGUUCCGUGAGCUCAUGUACACAGUUAAGGAGGGCAACAGGAGUAAAGAGCCCAAGACCAUCCUGAAGUCCAUCUCUGGUCGGUUCAAGUCGGGGGAACUCACAGCUAUAAUGGGACCCUCUGGAGCAGGGAAAUCCUCCCUCAUGAACAUUCUGGCAGGAUACAGGACAAAGAACAUCUCGGGUCAGAUCCUGGUGCGAGGAAAGGACCGCGACCUGCGGAUGUUCAGGAAGAUGUCGUGCUACAUCAUGCAGGACGACCACCUCCUCCCCCACCUCACGGUCCAGGAGUCCAUGAUGUGCUCUGCCAAUCUCAAACUUAACGAGAGCCUCUCCAAUGCCGAAAAACAGGAAAUGGUUGAUGAGAUCCUUGACACACUGAGCCUUUCAGAGGCCAAGAAGACCAGGACCUGCAACCUGUCCGGCGGCCAGCGGAAGCGGCUGUCCAUCGCCCUGGAGCUAGUCAACAAUCCACCUGUCAUGUUCUUUGAUGAGCCGACCAGCGGCCUGGACAGCGCCUCCUGCUACCAGUGUGUGUGUCUGCUCAAGACGCUGGCCGCAGGCGGUCGCACCAUCAUCUGCACCAUACACCAGCCCAGUGCCAAACUCUUUGAGAUGUUCGAUCAUUUGUACAUGUUGGCGGAGGGCCAGUGCGUGUACAGAGGGAGCAUACCGGCACUACUGCCGUACUUCGAGUCUCAGGGACUCCGCUGCCCCAACUACCACAACCCAGCCGACUACGUGAUGGAGGUGUCAGUCGGGGAGUAUGGAGAGGACAAAGUCCGGCGUUUGACGAUGGCACUCAAGACAGGAAAGUGUGACCCCUUCCAGAUUGAGUUCCAACGCAAGCUCUCCGCCUCCCGAACACCCACGCCCAGUCCAGCCACCACGCCCAUGGAAUGCACCCCAACACCCAGCGUUCAUGAAGAAUGCCCUAAUCACUAUUAUGAGGGAGCAGAGAGAAAGAAGCUGAUGGAGAACGGAUGUUGUAAUGGAUACUCGAACGGACACGCCCCCAUCGUUACCAGGGGCGUCAACGGUAUCUGCAUAGCAGGAGUCCCCAAAACUGAGCAGUCAGAAUCAUCUGAGGACCUGAUGUACGACCAGGAGUGUCACACGUUUGCCACCAGCUGCUUCACCCAGUUCCGGAUUCUCUUCAUUAGGACAUUCACCUCCAUCAUGAGGGAUGCGACCCUGACGAGACUGAGACUCAUCUCCCACCUGACUGUCGGCAUCCUUAUUGGCCUGCUCUAUCUCGGCAUUGGCAACGAAGCCAGCAAAGUCUUCAACAACGCGGGAUGUCUGUUCUUCUGUAUGCUGUUCCUGAUGUUCACUGCCCUGAUGCCGACUGUCCUCACAUUUCCGAUGGAGAUGGCAGUGUUUGUCAGGGAGCACUUGAACUACUGGUACAGUCUCAAGGCCUACUACCUUGCUAAAACCAUGGCCGACAUGCCAUUCCAGAUUAUAUUUCCAUUGGUGUAUGGGUCCAUUGUUUACUGGAUGACUUCGCAGCCCAACGACUUUGUGAGGUUUGUGAUGUUCCUGACCCUGUCGACUCAGACGUCACUGGUUGCUCAGUCGCUGGGGCUGCUUAUUGGGGCCGCUACGUCACUACAGGUGGCUGUGUUCCUGGGACCUGUCACAGCGAUCCCCAUCCUUCUGUUUAGUGGGUUCUUCGUCAACUUUGAUACGAUCCCAACCUAUCUACAGUGGCUCUCCUAUGUGUCCUACAUCAGGUAUUCCUUCGAAGGAGUUCUGCAAGCUAUAUAUGGCUUCGACAGGGGAUCACUGAACUGUGAUGAAAGUGUCUGCAUCUUCAAGAAGGCAUCCGAUGUUCUCAAGCAGAUGGAUGUUGAAAAUGCCGAGUUCUGGUUGGACUUCAUCAUUCUCUGUAUAUUCUUCGUCAUCCUGAGGAUAGGCUGCUAUUUUGUGCUCAGGUGGAAGGUUAAGGCUCAAAGGUGAAAGGUCACAAUGUGAUAGACUGGGGAGGAAGAUCUGAUGCUCUAGUCAUGUGAUUAUCACAUGACGGUCAUGUGACUGUCAUGUGACUAGCUGUGUGGACAAGCUUGUUCCACAUGCGAUUCAGGGACAGAAGCCAUUUUGUUAGCUCCAAUGGAGACACCACGUGGGUUUUACUCAGCAUUUUGUUUCAAUACAGACACCCUUGUCACAGUUUUUGAUAUUGAAUACAAUGGUUAUUUGUAAUCGUCACAUUGUAAAUAAACAAUUUAAGCUUUUCCUGUGACCGAUGCUUGAAGUAUUUCUAUUGCAUGGCUCAAGAUUUUACAGGAAAUAUGGAAAAGCCGGAGUAGCCUCCCUUGUCAUCAUCGCUUUUUAUAUCCUUGAUUUUGAUUGGAUAUCCAGAGCAAGAUUUAAUUGGAUGAGAAUAUUCGGAGCAUGUUCUGAAUGGAAAAACAUGACAUGGACAAAAUGCCAGAUAACUCUGGAUUGGAUGAUUUAGUUGUGACGUGAAUUUUCAUUGGACAGCAUGCCAUGGUGUACAUGCAAGUUUGGACCACAUGGAAGUGUCACAUCGGAUGAAAGGAUACCCCCGAUUGGACAAAAUAGUCAAGAUACCAGCAAAGUCCAGUUUGGAUAGACAUGGAGUAUCAGCUUUCUGCCUCUGUGAUGUUGACAUGUCAGAGUGAAAAUAUUUGUCAUGUUUGUACUUUUUUGGUUACCAGUAUUCAUUACUGGAAUUUCGUAUCCUACAAAUUGAAUAAUUGUUUCGACCAAAUACUCCAGUGAUUUUGUUUCAUUUACCAUUAAGAUCUUUCGAAUUUCUUCCCCCACUAUUAUAUUUAUUUUCCUGUCUAUGGCCCAGGUGUGUAGGUCCAGCAACUUUCUUUGCAGAGUUGCCUCCCUUGGCUGCCAGAAUCCUCUUACGAUGAUAGGUUUGUCUCUACGAUUUGCCUCUGAUUAUGAUCCUUGGUCUGUCAGCAGCAUAUGAGUUCUACUUAUACAAAUAUCCGUGACAUCCGGGACAAAAAGGUUGCAAUUGGUUGCCAUAGUUACACGUUUGAUCACAUUUUCUUGCCUAAGUUAUUGGUUAGAAUUCUAUCUUGAGUCAUUACUUUUGGUACAAAACAAAUCAUGGAAACGUCAGUUUAUGUGUCUGUGACAGGUUACCAUGGCAACGGUGUCUGCCAGACAGUACGUUGUCAUAGCAAUAUUGGAUGUCUUGUCAGUGAAGACAUGAGUUGAAUCCAAUGCAAUAAUGUCGUUGUGGUUACAACUGACCUAUGUCAUGGUCAUGUCAUGGUCAUGUCUUUAUCAAAAGCGAUUUUAGCACUAUGAUGACUGUAGCUUCAACACAGCCCUAUGAUAGUCAUGCCACACCAAUCGUUUGAAUGAACGGGCAGGUCAUCAUGUUUCAAAUGUGUGUCUUUGCUGUGACUAAAAAAAUAAAUAGUGCUACGUCCGAGCUACUCUCAAAAUGUCUCGUCUUUUGUUAGUUGCCUUUUGUAAAUCUGUGCAAUUGAUUACAUUUAUGCAUUUUUUGUGAAUAUAUUUACAUUUAUGCAUUUUUUUGUGAAUAUGUGUGAUCUGUUGAAUCUGUGGUUUGAUUUCUGCGUGGUCUCUUCAGUUUAGAAAUACUCAAAU